Molecule: messenger RNA, 330 nt
Organism: Trichophyton rubrum CBS 118892
Lineage: Eukaryota; Fungi; Ascomycota; Eurotiomycetes; Onygenales; Arthrodermataceae
Exons: 1
Coding region: 1-330 (109 amino acids)
Source: RefSeq, a predicted model, not a curated record
AUGGAUUUUCGUCACCGAAUAGCAUGGGCGAGCCUGUGGCUUGUCACUGCUCUGAUCUGGCUUGCUGAUGGCAAAGCUCUCAACGAGACAUUGUACAAGCCGAGAUUUAAGCCUCCGUCGAAGUCAACACCACGAUUCGCUAAAGAUGCCAAUAUAAGUGUUGCUGGUCGCCCUGUCCUCUACAACUCCCACAAAUUUGCAACUACGGGCGACCUGCCAAUCGGAACUUGCGCCCCUGGGACCCCUUGUGUUAACGGAGCUUGUUGCAGCAAGGCAAGACUGUUCUACUCCAUCUUUUUAGAGCCACGGCUAAUGAUUGUGUCGGUAUAG